GAUUCUCCAGGACAUGACCGAAGUUCCAAGCUCUGAACUCUGAAGCAGUUCGUCGAAACGGCCGUCUCACCGCGGGGCGCCUCCAUGGACGGCCCUGACCCCUCGCCGGCGAGCGAGUUGCCGUUCCGCAUCAGCUUCUCCGGCCACGGCGGCCACCUCCGCCUCGACCCUACCCCGCAACCGUCCAGCGCCAUUCCCGACUUCGUCCCGCCGCCGGCCUACCCGCCUGGGAGCCCGAGCAGCGUGAAGGAGUACCUCGAGGCGAACUACCUCAACCCCGAGCUCCACCUCCCCACCGCGGCCGAUGCCGGGAGGGUGUGGGACUUGGACUGGUUCGCCCUGGCCAAGCCACCGCUGGAGCCCUCCGCUCCCCGCACCAUGCUCGCGCCCGCCUGGGAGCCGCCUUUCCGGCGCGGUCGGGGGACGUCGCAGUCCGCGUCGGAGCCGCAAGUAUGGGAUCCUGAGUCCGUGCAGAUGGAGAUGGGCGAGGUGUUCGGUUCGGGGACCGGGGGGUUGGCGCCGCGGAUGCCUGGUCCGGCGAAGGACUUCGUCAGGGGGAGCAUCAACAACAGACCCUUUCGUCCGGGUGGUCUACUGGAUGAUGAUGCUGAGGUGGCUGCAUUGGAGAAGGCAUUCCCAGAGGGUGCGCGGAACGGUGAUUGGGUGCAUGAGCUUAUGACCGGUGGCCCGGCGCAGGUUGCUCCUCCGGGGUUCCGCAAGGGAUUGGAGUUGGGCCCGUUGAAGGAGUAUAAAAGCCACUGGAAGUGUUUCCGGAAUGGAGAACUUGUAGAGGAGCAACCUGCAUCGUCAUCGAAUGAUACAAUGGAAAAAUACUCGGUGCAGUUUGAUGAUCUUUUCAAGAUAGCUUGGGAGGAAGAUGCCGCCAACAAGGCGUUACAGGAGGAUGAUGUUCAACAAUCAGCUGAAGAUGAGGGAACUGAAGGAGUUGGCGAACAAAAAGUUGAUGCAUUGCAAGAUGCUUCUGAGACCGUAACCAAGCUAGAUGCUGAGAAACAUGAAGUAGAUGCUAUAAGUGAUGAUCCUGGAACUCAAACAGACUUGGAUCUAAUGCUAUCUGCUGAAGUUCAAUAUGCACGAAGAGAAUCAGGUGUAUCAGGUGAUGACAAGCCAACACAGGAUGGCAAGGUUUGGGCACUUGUUGGCGGGGACGAAGACAUUGUGACUAACUUCUACAAACUCGUUCCUGAUAUGGCAAUUGAAUUUCCAUUUGAAUUAGAUAAGUUCCAGAAGGAGGCUAUAUAUUAUCUUGAGAAGGGUGAAUCAGUCUUCGUUGCAGCCCAUACUUCAGCAGGAAAGACAGUUGUUGCCGAGUAUGCAUUUGCUUUAGCAACAAAACAUUGUACUCGGGCUGUCUAUACUGCUCCUAUUAAAACUAUCAGCAACCAGAAAUACCGAGAUUUCUCUGGGAAGUUUGAUGUAGGACUUCUGACAGGAGAUGUCAGUAUCAGGCCAGAGGCAACUUGUUUAAUUAUGACUACUGAAAUAUUGCGCUCAAUGCUCUACAGAGGUGCGGACAUUAUACGCGAUAUUGAAUGGGUAAUCUUUGAUGAAGUGCAUUAUGUAAACGACGCUGAAAGAGGUGUAGUUUGGGAGGAGGUUAUUAUAAUGCUCCCGAAGCACAUUAACAUUGUUCUUCUUUCGGCAACGGUUCCAAAUACAGUUGAAUUUGCUGACUGGAUUGGUCGAACAAAGCAGAAGAAAAUUCGUGUCACUUCGACCAACAAAAGGCCUGUUCCGCUUGAGCAUUGCUUGUUCUACUCUGGAGAAGUGUACAAAAUAUGCGAGAGGGAUACCUUUCUUACUCAAGGAUUUAGAGAAGCAAAAGAUUCUUUCAAAAAGAAAAAUUCGAACAAGCUUGGAGUGAAACCUGGUCCAAAGUCAGGAACCCCUGCAGUACGUGCUGGAACUCAAGGCAAAAACCCAGAUACAUCAAACAGGGGGAGAGAUCAGAAGUACCCAAAGCACCACAAUGCCAAUUCAGGAUCAGCAGUGGUUUCACAAAGCUCCUCAGGGCCAAAGAGACCAGACUCUUCAUUUUGGAUGCCGCUUGUGAAUAACCUUCUGAAGAAAUCCCUAGUGCCUGUGGUGAUCUUUUGUUUCUCAAAGAAUCGUUGUGAUAGAUCGGCAGAUAGCAUGUUUGGCGCUGAUCUCACCAGUAGUUCGGAGAAAAGUGAAAUCCGUGUCUUCUGUGACAAGGUGUUUUCACGCCUUAAAGGAUCUGAUAGGAACCUUCCACAGGUUGUGGGAAUACAAAGCCUUCUACGAAGAGGAAUUGGAGUGCACCAUGCUGGGCUUCUCCCUAUUGUGAAGGAAGUAGUUGAGAUGCUAUUCUGUCGUGGUGUGAUCAAGGUACUGUUUUCCACUGAAACAUUUGCAAUGGGUGUUAAUGCACCAGCAAGAACGGUUGUAUUUGAUUCCUUAAGAAAGUUUGAUGGAAAAGAACACCGAAAAUUGCUUCCAGGGGAGUAUAUUCAAAUGGCUGGACGAGCUGGUAGGAGAGGACUUGAUAACAUUGGUACAGUGAUCAUUAUGUGUCGUGAUGAAAUUCCUGAAGAAAGUGAUUUGAAAAAUUUGAUUGUUGGAAAACCAACUCGAUUGGAAUCUCAAUUUCGAUUAACAUACACUAUGAUACUACAUCUUCUACGUGUGGAGGAGCUGAAGGUCGAGGACAUGCUCAAGAGAAGUUUUGCAGAAUUCCAUGCACAAAAGAAUUUGCCAGAGAAGGAAAAGCUACUUCUACAAAUGCUUCGUCAACCUACAAAGACAAUAGAUUGCAUAAAAGGAGAGCCUUCAAUUGAAGAAUACUAUGAGAUGGCAUUAGAAGCUGAGGCACAUAGGGAAUCUAUAACAGAAGCAAUUAUGCAGUUGCCCAGUACUCAACAGUUCCUUAUGCCUGGGAGAUUGGUGGUCGUUAAAUCUGAAUCUGAUGAUGAUCACUUACUUGGUGUUAUACUGAAAUGUCCAUCUCAAACACUAAAUAAAUACAUUGUCCUUGUAUUGACUGGUGAUUGCACUUCAUCUGCAUUAUCCCCUGUGUUGUCCAAUAAAACUGAAAAGGAACCUGGGGAUUUCCAACAAGGACACUUUAUUAUCCCGAAAGGAAAACGCGGCAUGGAGGAUGAGUAUUUCUCAUCUGGCAGCUCACGAAAAGGUUCAGUUGUUAUCAAAAUCCCCCUACCAUACAAGGGGGAUGCAUCUGGAAUGGGCUUUGAAGUAAGAGCAAUAGAGAAAAAAGAGAUCAUGAGUAUAUGCACCUGCAAAAUAAAGAUUGAUCAAGUCAAACUCCUUGAGGAUUGUAGCAAAGCUGCUUACUCCAAAACUGUCCAACUGCUUAUAAAAGAGCAACCAGAUGGAACUAAGUAUCCUCCUGCUUUAGAUGCAAUAAAAGAUCUAAAAUUGAGGGACAUGCAUUUUGUUGAAAGAUACAUUGCAUAUCACAGACUACUGCAAAAAAUGUCUGAAAACAAGUGCCAUGGUUGUAUAAAACUAAAGGAGCAUAUAUCAUUGAUGAGGGAGCAAAAGAUGUACAAGGAUCAGCUGAAUGAAUUGAAAUUCCAGAUGUCAGAUGAGGCGCUUCAACAGAUGCCGGAGUUUCAAGGCAGAAUUGAUGUACUAAAGGUAAUCAACUACAUUGAUUCUGAUCUAGUUGUGCAACUUAAGGGACGAGUAGCCUGUGAAAUGAACUCAGGAGAGGAGUUAAUAUCCACAGAAUGUCUGUUUGAGAAUCAAUUGGAUGACCUAGAACCUGAAGAAGCUGUGGCCAUUAUGUCUGCAUUUGUCUUCCAACAGAGGAAUGCAUCAGAACCAUCUCUUACUCCAAAAUUGGCUGAAGCCAAAAAGAGGCUUUAUGACACGGCAAUCAGACUAGGACAGCUCCAAGCACAGUUCAAGGUGCCUGUGGAUCCCGAGGAGUAUGCACGUGACAAUCUCAAGUUUGGCCUUGUUGAGGUUGUCUACGAGUGGGCAAAGGGAACACCUUUCGCCGACAUAUGUGAGCUGACAGAUGUAUCCGAGGGGCUCAUUGUAAGAACGAUCGUUCGGCUGGAUGAAACAUGCAGAGAAUUCAGGAAUGCAGCUUCGAUAAUGGGGAACUCUGCGCUGUACAAGAAGAUGGAGGUCGCGUCCAAUGCUAUUAAGCGUGACAUUGUGUUUGCAGCAAGCUUGUAUGUCACAGGAAUCUGAUACCUGUAAGCUUGUACUCGCUUUUGCCGUUGUUAGAGAAAUUCCUUCCCUGCUGUGGUGGAUCUCCAAUUUGUCGGCGUAAGCCUAGCCGUAGUAAGAACCAAACAGCUCGAUGGCAUGAAAGAAUGAUGUCUAAUGGAAGUUGAACAUGCUCGUCAGCAGGCCUAAAAUCUGGAUAGUGAUAUGAAUUUGAUGCCUACUGCAAUGCGAAACUAGACUGCGAAGCUGAUGCAGAGCUAUAAAAGCUUGGGUAACUGCCAAUCUUAUCUUA
Setaria italica (foxtail millet) is the source of this 4474-nucleotide messenger RNA. RefSeq names its product DExH-box ATP-dependent RNA helicase DExH11. Lineage: Eukaryota; Viridiplantae; Streptophyta; Magnoliopsida; Poales; Poaceae. The record is from RefSeq and is a predicted model, not a curated record. The transcript is spliced from 22 exons. The coding region runs from base 85 to 4203 and encodes 1372 amino acids. Gene Ontology annotation, molecular function: ATP binding; RNA binding; RNA helicase activity. Gene Ontology annotation, cellular component: Ski complex. Gene Ontology annotation, biological process: nuclear-transcribed mRNA catabolic process, 3'-5' exonucleolytic nonsense-mediated decay.